Volvox carteri f. nagariensis is the source of this 5188-nucleotide messenger RNA. RefSeq lists its product as uncharacterized. Gene Ontology annotation, biological process: mannose metabolic process; oligosaccharide catabolic process. The transcript is spliced from 33 exons. Lineage: Eukaryota; Viridiplantae; Chlorophyta; Chlorophyceae; Chlamydomonadales; Volvocaceae. The record is from RefSeq and is a predicted model, not a curated record. The annotation marks the transcript as partial. Gene Ontology annotation, molecular function: alpha-mannosidase activity; carbohydrate binding.
CAGCAGCAGUAGCCGUGUUUGGGUUCCGCAGCACCACCGGGACAUCACUCUAGGGAGGCUGGACGGCUACCUGGCGGCGGAUGGGCAGUUCUCCGACCGCACCAUCCGUGCCGACAUGUGGAGCCGGAAGUGCGCGGAGUGCGUGUCCCUGGAGGUGUAUAGCCACCCCCGGGGUAUUCCGUACCCGACGUACGAUGAGGCCAUACGGAUGCCGUACUGUCCAGCCAAAGUGGGCGACAGCUUUGGUCCCUCCUGGACCACCCACUGGUUCCGUGUUCGAGCCCGAGUGCCCCCCGACUGGGACGGAUUGGGGCCCCUCAUGUUUAGGUGGGACAGCGGCUCCGAAGCCAUGUUGUACACUGAGGGGCCCACCCCCCGCCAAGGAAUCACGGACCAGCGCAAUGAGUACCAGCUGGGGGAGUGGGCGGUUGGGGGCCAGGAGCUGUUGUUUUAUGUGGAGAUGGCGGCCAACGGAAUGUUCGGUAACGGCCCCUCAACUAACAACAUCCAACCACCUGACGAAAACCGCUACUUCACCCUGAAGACGGCCGAGUUGGCCAUCCCCAACCUCCCGGUCGUGGCCCUCUUCCACGACCUGCGCGCUCUCACGGGUCUGGCCAAGGAGCUGCCCGCGGGGAAUGCAACUGGGGAGAUCGCGCUGUACACCGCGAACAAGAUCGUCAACACGUACUUCCAGGGCGCGCCUCCCGAGUGUGUGUCUGUAUGUCGGUCCCUGGCGGCCGAGGUACUGGCUGUACGGGACCCCGGAGAGAGACUGCAGGUGUAUGCAGUGGGUCACUGCCACAUCGACACAGCCUGGCUCUGGCCCUUCUCCGAAACCCACCGUAAGACGGCUCGCAGCUGGAGCUCGCAGUUGCGACUGGCGGAGAGGUACCCCUGGCACGUCUUCACCGCGUCGUCGGCCCAGCAGUACGAGUGGCUUCUUCAGGACUAUCCUGGGCUGUUCUCGGAGAUUCAGGAGGCGGCGGCCCGGGGCACAUUCGUACCUGUGGGAGGCACGUGGGUGGAAAUGGACACCAACCUGCCCAGCGGGGAGUCACUUAUACGGCAGUUUCUGUACGGCCAGCGGUUUUUUGAGGCGCAUUUUGGCAGUCGUUGUGACGUGUUUUGGUUGCCCGACACCUUCGGUUACAGCGGGCAACUGCCGCAGAUUGCCCGGGGCGCGGGUAUCCGCUACUUCCUGACGCAGAAGCUCAGUUGGAACAAUAUCAACACCUUCCCGCACUCCACCUUCCAGUGGGCUGGGCUCGACGGGUCUUCGCUGCUUACACACUUUCCCCCCGCCAAUACGUACAACGCGCAGGCAGACGCGCACGACAUCCUUUUAACGGCCACCAACUCCAAGGAUAAGGACCGGGCACCCGCGGGCUACAUGCUGUACGGCAACGGUGACGGCGGCGGCGGUCCCACAGUGGAUAUGUGCGAGAGCCUGUCCCGUCUGGCGGGGUGCCGGGGCCUGGAGUCCCUGACGGUGGCCUCCCCAUCCGAGCGCGGGGAGCUUUAUUUCGAGCUACACCGAGGAACCUACACCUCACAUGCCGCCAACAAGUCGCACAACCGGUCGUGUGAACUGUUGCUUCGGGAGGCGGAGGCGGCGGGGGCGCUGGCGGCCGCCGUACUGCCGGCGGAUGUGUACUGCUAUCCCAGAUCGGAGAUUGACGCGAUCUGGAAGGACGUGUUGUUGUUCCAGUUCCACGACGUACUACCGGGCAGCUCCAUUGGUCAAGUUUACGACUAUACGGCAGAAAGAUACCCCAUCCUGGAGUUCAACAUCCGCAAGAUUCGUGACGCAGCACUGGAGGCCCUUCUGGCGGCAGCAGGGGGGGCUACGGCUACAGCCGCAGUUGGGGCUACCGUGCCCUGCGGCAGUAGCAGCUGCAACGACAGCAACUACUACUGCGUUGGUGGCGGUGGUGGCGGUGGCGGGGUGGGGACGCUGCACAGUGCGGAGGUGGUUGGCGCCAGGCCGCUCAACCCCCACGUCUGCCAUUCUGCCCCAUCGCCGUACAACAACCCUCUUAGCGUCGCCCAAGAUUGUUAUGUGGUGCCUCGUGCCGGCGGUCAGGUAAGUGCCAUAGCUCGCGCGCUUGCCCGUAUCGUCUCAUGCGGUCACUGCUGGCGGCGGUGCGGCAGCCAGCGCUGCACUGCGGGCUCAGGUCGUCCGCCUCCACCGCCGCCGCCGGCCCAACACCAGUCUCACUAUCGGCAGGGAGCGGAAGGGGAGACGGAGGGCGGGCGAGGAGCGCUGCCGCGAGUGGUGACCGCCGCCGCGGCGGCGGCGGCGGCGGCGGCGGCACCUGUCACAGGCAGCGGAGGGUUCAGCCCCGGGACGGUAGUAGGGGCGGCAGCCCGGGUUCGUACGACAGUUGGCUGGGUGUACAACAGCAUGGCGUUUCACCGGCGGGAGGUGGUCUCAGUGCCCGUGGAAAUGUUGCCGCCGGGCGUGUCCGUACGGCAGCUGUCGGCAGAUCGUACGGCAGCGUUGGUGGUGGUGGAUGUGCCGCCGCUGAGUCUGACACCGCUGUUGCAGCAGGAUCUAGCGGCGGGGUACGGCAGUGCGGCGCCGGCGCUGGCGCCGGCUCCGUCGGCGCCGGCGUGUGGCGGCCGCGAUGAUGCCCCAUGGGUCGGUGGCGGCGCGACCAUUCUGCGCGAGACGACCCGCAAGGACGGUGUUGUUUACGUGAUGCAAAACAGCCUGAUCCGGGCCAUGUUCGACAGCUGUGGACGUCUGAUCAGCCUGUACGACAUGAUCUGGCAGCGGGAGCUGGUGCCCGAGGGCGAAGCAGGGAACGUGUUCAGACUGUACGAGGACAUUCCGUUGUACUGGGACGCCUGGGACAUCGAGAUAUACCACCUGGAGAAGGGCUACCCGGCGGGUCAGGGACUGCCCCCGCCCAAGGUGGAGUGGUCGGAGAACCGAACUGCGCUCAAAGUGGAAUUUCCAUGGCUGCUGGAUGCACCGAACGCGUCGUACGAGGUGCAGUUCGGCGCCGUACAACGACCGACCCAUACCAACACGUCCUGGGACUGGGCGAGGUUUGAGGUGUGCGCCCACAAGUGGGCUGAUCUGUCGGAGCCCGGGUACGGCAUUGCGCUCCUGAACGACUGCAAGUACGGCCACGCGACACACGGCAACAUUAUGCGGCUGACGCUGCUCCGGCGGCGGGAGUGGUGGCGCAGUGGGUGGGCCUUCAACGGGCCGCUGAGGGUGGUCGGGCCGCCCCAGCCGCCGUCGCCGCGGAAGCCUCACCCCGCGGCGGCUCGGGCAGUGCUGGCGGCUGCUGGCGGCUAUGACCCUUCACAGCCCAUGUUUUGCGCGACACCACGGCAUUUGUACACCAUGUCACCCUCACCCUCACCCUCACCCUCACCCGCACACUCGUACUCGCCGCUGUGCACACCCGCCACCACUAACACCACAAACACCAUUACUUGCUCACUGACGUCGCCAGUCGCCAGCAGCGUCGCCCGGGGCGCCAGAGCGCCCGCAGACGAGCCGCCGGGGGCCCUGGUGGUUCGCCUGUACGAGCCCCACGGCGGCCGCGGUGUGGCCCGCGUCAGGUGGCCCGCCUGGCUGCGUGUGAGCCACGUGGCGCUGUGCAACCUCCUUGAGGAGGACCAAGGGGGCGUGGAGGGGGAGGGGGAGGGGGCGGAGGGGGGAGAUGGGAGUGGCGGGAAGGCGGGCCUGCUGGUGGUUCGCUGGGACGGUGCGGGCGGUUCGGUGGACAUUGAGUACGGGCCGUUCAAGGUAAUCACGCUCAAGCUGUACCUAGAGCAGGAGCUCGUGGUGGAUGACAGCGGACAACCGGAGGCUUACGAGAUCAACUACAUCACCUUCUAUGCCUUUAACGGACACUACCAUAUUCCUGCCAAUGUGCCGCUCUUCCGUACAGGCCACCACGUGGGGGACUGGGAGCACCUGACGGUGCGCCUAGAUGCCACCUCCCUGGAGCUACAGGUGGAACCGGGGGCGGGGCCGUGUACUCAGGGGGUUUGGUACAACGCGCACCGCAAUAUUGAGGGCGAGUGGGUCCCUGGGGUGGCGGUUCCUCGCACCCCCUGCGGCCGCAUCCUGGGGUUUGUGGCCAUCAACGGUCACGGAAUAUACCCCAAGUGCGGCACCAUCCACAGGCUGUUCUUCAUCGUCAAUGACCGCACCUCCCGACGAGGACCCGUGUGGGCCCCCACCCGCCUUGUACGGCUGUGUGGACUGGAGUUCCUCAAGGUGGUGGAGGUGCUGGUGCUUGUGUUAUGCUACAAGGUGCAGAGCCUGUUCCUGCCGACCAUUGGCGGCAAGUUGGAUGACCGUAGAUUCAUGAGGAUGAAGCUCAUCGAUGAGUCACUCAAGGCUUGGAAGCUGGGUCUGGAGGGCAUGCCAUCAUCACAGCGCAUCACCAUGCUGGAACUGGCAUUUCCAAACAUGGGGGUGCAGAUCAUCACAGAGCAGCACCUUAGAGUGAUUCCUGGAGUUGCACCUGGACAGGAUGGUGGAUACUACUUUUGCAGCUCACACAAGCACCAGAUCGUGCGGUUGCUGUUCAACAGCGAUGGCAUGCUGUGGGAGAGCUGGAGUGGCCUGGAGUUUAGCACUACCCUGACGCAGCUGGAUGCGGGUUGGAGCUCCAGAAGUGGCUUCAUGAAAGAGUCGCGGAUGUAUGCAGCCCUGCUCACAUCCAGCUUGCUGCCGAUGGUCAGCAGGAACAGGCUCUGCACCUCGUCACAUAACACCAGACCUCCAUCACAUGAGGAACUCCUGGAUGGCAUCGCCCAGCAUGCCGGGGUCGGUGCUGAAGAAGGGCCACACCAGCACAUCCUCUGCAGCCUCCAGCGCACCCUCCCGCAUGGGAACAUGUUCCUUCCAUGCCCAUCUCAGCAACACACCCAGCAGGUUCCACAACAUGGCCGUAGUGCCUUCCUGCAGAUGCAGCACAACACCACUCAGCGAUAUCGCGGCCGUUGGGGCUCUGUGGUGUCACCAACUUUGCAGGGCUGGUUUCUGAAUGCCGAGCCGCCAGUCAGCCGCGGCUGCCUGCGCCGCCUGUUCCUGCCCCUUGCACGGGGAGUGGAGAGGCUGGAGCCCGCCUGCUGUGUGACUUCGGACUUCAGCUUCUUGGGAGGGCAAGUGGACCCCGAUAUAGACCCCCCGGGGGGUGUUCAUGACGGUUAA